UCAUCAGAGGAGCUGCUGUCACCAACAGGGACAAUUAAUAAGAUGCAGAUGUCCCACAGACCUGUGGAGUGGCUCGCUGUCAUGCUUCUCGUUGUUUUUACAGCUGCUCUGUGUCAACAGAACGAGAGCCGUCGAGCUGUGAGCGAGCACCAGCUGAUGCACGACCGCGGCCGAAGCAUCCAGAGUCUCAAGAGGCUCAUCUGGCUGUCCAGCGCCAUCGAGGGUCUCCACACUGCUCAGACCCGCUCUGCUUUCAACCCCACAAAGACCCUGAACCUGGCUCUGAAUCCAGCGCUGGUGUCUGGGGCCGGGAGCCCACAGCCCCCCCGGGUUCAGAGCCUCCUGAGAGACUUCUUUAACCCUUACCUGACUCAACAGUCAGACAGGGAGGCCUAACAUCACUUUGAUGCUCAAACAUGGAGCUACGGCACACAUACAUACAAAGUUUUCUGUGUCCAUUCUUUGUCUUAAGAUACUCAUUCAACUGCAGAUGUGCAGACAUGUCGUGAUGUAUAAUCGAGGGCUGGGCGAUACAAACAAGUAAUGUUUUCAAGCAUGGGGGGAUUCACAAUAAAAAAAACUACAAAAAAAGUCAAGCAAAACUGAUACAAAACUGAAAUAUUGUGCCCGCUAUCUGCAACACAGAGCUUGAACCUGACUUGUUGGUCUGGACGAGUUGUUUUUAAACUGUUUUGACUCGCAAGCCCCUAGACUGGUGUCACAACCUGUCCCCCCCUCCAUGCAAAUGCAUUGAUUGCUCAUAAACUGCAUGUACAGCUGUAGUGUUGCUACAUGGCAAGUGGUUACUAUUACCCAAGAAAAUAUCUUUGGACCCACUUGGGGGUUCCAACCCCAAGGUUGAGAACCACGGGUUUAGAGGAGGUGUUUUUAAAGUCCGAGAAUUCAGACCUACUGCAGACAAAGUCUAGAACCAGAUACCUCAUCCCCUUUAGGUUUCCUGGAUUGAUCUUGACUAUAUAUUAUUUGAUCCCAUUGACACUAUUGCUGUUUGACAUGAGUCAUGACGUUACACUAAACCAAAUACAUUUAGAGAAGGUCUGUCUUGAGACAUGUAUCACUUUCUAACUGAGGAGAGGGGAAAAUGUUUGCCCCAAACUAUAUUUGACCAUUUAACUGCUGCAUUCAUUUGUAUGUUGGACAGGACGGAGAUAAAAAAGUGUUUAACUAAAUCUAAAGUAACUAAAGCUGUCAUAAAAAAUGUAGUGGAGUAAAAUGAUAAAGUUGCAUUAAAUGUAAAUAUUCAACUGAAGUAUGAAUUUGUAUUUAAGUACAGUAGUUUGACUCUCCUGAGAACUUCUUCUACCAUAAUACCGUUUUUUUCCUGUGGACACCAGAAAAAAGCCUAAACCAUUAAACAAUUCAAAGAGGACGUCCCUUGCUUUUGGUGCAUUUUAAACUUCAAAAUCCGUGCACAGUUUCAUAUUAGGAAAAAUAAUGUUAAAUUGAAUUUCUCCUUGAAUAGCCUGGGAGACC
Messenger RNA from Gymnodraco acuticeps, 1494 nucleotides. It is a transcript of the gene pth4, whose product is annotated as parathyroid hormone 4. Bases 43 to 396 code for a protein of 117 amino acids. The record is from RefSeq and is a predicted model, not a curated record. Gene Ontology annotation, molecular function: hormone activity; peptide hormone receptor binding. The transcript is spliced from 3 exons. NCBI's taxonomy places the organism in Eukaryota, Metazoa, Chordata, Actinopteri, Perciformes, Bathydraconidae. Gene Ontology annotation, cellular component: extracellular region. Gene Ontology annotation, biological process: regulation of chondrocyte differentiation; bone mineralization; adenylate cyclase-activating G protein-coupled receptor signaling pathway.